Musa acuminata AAA Group (dessert banana) is the source of this 444-nucleotide messenger RNA. RefSeq lists its product as uncharacterized. The transcript has a single exon. The record is from RefSeq and is a predicted model, not a curated record. NCBI's taxonomy places the organism in Eukaryota, Viridiplantae, Streptophyta, Magnoliopsida, Zingiberales, Musaceae. Bases 1 to 444 code for a protein of 147 amino acids.
AUGGGGAACACUGCAUGCACACCUUACGCUGCCUCGGGUGGAUCCAUAAGGGUCGUCAAUGGCAUCGUACAGUACGUGCGUUCUGUGAGAGCGGCGGAGUUGAUGGUUGACAACCCUGGGCAGUUCGUGUGCGACUCUGACCAUCUCGACGUGGGGUGUCGGAAUCCAGGUUUGGCGGCGGACGAGGAACUCGAGCGACGCCGGCUCUGCUUCCUGCUGCCGAUGGACAUGCUCUUCUCGGUGCUUACCGAGGAGGAGAUGGCAGCUCUUUCGUGCAGGGUCUCCAAGGCAAGAAUCUCCAACAGGAUUCUUCCCGUCCGCGGUGACCUCUGCUUGUUCCCCGCACAGGCCAAGAAAGCGAAUGAAGCCACCCGGUGCAUCAAGAGGAGGCCGAGGCAGUCGUCGUGGACGCCGGCAUUGGACACCAUAAAAGAAGUUCCAUGA